UUUUGUAGAAUGAUUUUUCAACUACAUGGAGGAAUGUGCAAGGCUCUUUCUUCAAUAUAUUGUAAAGCGUCAUCAAUUUUCCCUUCAUUGGAAGAAGCACGACCUCGGAGCAAAUCUGGUAUCCAGGCAUUAUGCUCGUUGCAUGUGGCACUCGAAAAAGCCAAAAAUACUCUCCUACAUUGUACAGAGAGCAGCAAACUUUAUUUGGCUAUAACUGGGGACUCUGUCCUGUUGAAGUUUAAGAAGGUAAAAUGUGCUCUACAGGAUAGCCUUCAACGCGUUGAAGAUAUUGUUCCACAGUCAAUUGGCCAUCAGGUUCGGGAGAUUAUGAAGGAACUGGAUAGUACUCAAUUUUUCCUAGACCCUUUGGAGAAGCAAGUUGGUGAGGACAUUAUUGUAUUGCUCCAACGAGGACGAACAUUUAGCAACACUGUUGACAACAAUGAGCUUGAGACUUUUCACCAAGCUGCUAUAAGACUUGGAAUAAACUCCUCUAGAGCAGCUCUUGCAGAGAGAAGAGCACUAAAGAAAUUAAUAGAUCGGUCUCGCACUGAAGAGGACAAGAGGAAGGAAUCAAUUGUUGCAUAUCUUUUGCAUCUCAUGAGGAAGUACUCCAAGUUAUUUAGAAGCGAGGUAUCUGAUGACAAUGACUCGCAGGGUUCUGGACCUUGUUCACCCACUGUUCAGAGCACUCUCGAGGAUAGUGGACCUGGUGGAAAUGGACAAGCCUUUGAAAGGCAGCUAACAAAGCUUGGUACUUUUAACAUGAAGCCAACAAAUCUCAGAUUGGAGCAGAUUCCCCUUCCACCUGAUGAGUUGAGGUGUCCUAUAUCAUUGCAGCUUAUGUAUGAUCCGGUCAUAAUUGCU
Molecule: messenger RNA, 867 nt
Organism: Cucurbita pepo subsp. pepo (vegetable marrow)
Lineage: Eukaryota; Viridiplantae; Streptophyta; Magnoliopsida; Cucurbitales; Cucurbitaceae
Source: RefSeq, a predicted model, not a curated record